UUUGUUUUCCUGGUCUGUAAUCGCUGUCUGAUUAUCUUAAUAGCUUCAGCUAAAGAAGAGGUCGAAGCUCAUCGAGAGAAAAUCGAAACAUUACACAGACAGCUGACAAGUUCUUCGUUAGGAAAGAGUAAAACUAUGAUGGAAUUUAAAACCAAGAAUAAUAACACCGAGAAAAGCGAGCAAGUUUGUGUACAGAUCGAAUUAAUCAAGCCAAAAGAUCAAUUUGGGUUGGCAUCGAUAUUAUACGAUAAUGAUGCGGUCAACUGCCAUCUUGUCAGCAAUGGUGCUGAAUGCAUACUUAUAAAGAAAAGUUGGUUCUUACAAAAUGCAGACGAGUCUUUACUCAGAGAAUUACGAGCACAGAUACCGCCCUACCCGACCCAAGAGAGAUUACAGCAACGYUUCCAGGAUCAGGCGAACUGGGAAUCAUUUAAAACACAAACAAUAAACGAUCUUCUGGACACCCUUCAACUAUGAGCGUCUACCAGUCAAUGAAUUAUUUAUAGCAGACYUGAUGUCUUGUACAACAUUUUAAAUAUUAAAAAUUCUAUUUUAGUCGUUUCCAUGGAAAAUYAAUUCCUGCAAAUGAUCAUUCGUCCAGUAA
Exaiptasia diaphana is the source of this 604-nucleotide messenger RNA. RefSeq lists its product as uncharacterized. The transcript has 4 exons. The record is from RefSeq and is a predicted model, not a curated record. The annotation marks the transcript as partial. NCBI's taxonomy places the organism in Eukaryota, Metazoa, Cnidaria, Anthozoa, Actiniaria, Aiptasiidae.